AUGCCCGAUCUGAUGGCUACCCUCGACAAGGAACCUCCACAGAAGAUUGUGGACUUGGCAAAGCAAAUCCUCUCUCUCAACAUGCUUGAAAGCAAGGAUCUCAUGGAUAUUUUGAAGAAGGAGCUUGGAGUUCCAGAUGGCAUGAUGGGCAUGGGUAUGCCUGGCGCUGGCUACCCAAUGGGUGCAGCUCCAGCAGCUGCACCUGCACCUGCAGCUGCCCCAGCAGCAGCAGCGGCUCCAGCGCAGGAAAAGACUGAUUUCGAGCUCAAACUUGAAUCUUUCAAUGCUGCGGAUAAGCUGAAGGUGAUUAAGGAGAUCCGUGCCAUCACAGGACUGGGGCUUAAGGAAAGCAAAGACAUGGUCGAGAAGGUUCCUUCAGUUCUUUUGGCCAAGGUCACCAAGGCUGAUGGAGAAAAAUUCAUCAAACAAAUCGGGGAUGCUGGAGGAAAAGCUGUGUUAGCUUGA
Molecule: messenger RNA, 465 nt
Organism: Guillardia theta CCMP2712
Lineage: Eukaryota; Cryptophyceae; Pyrenomonadales; Geminigeraceae
Exons: 2
Coding region: 1-465 (154 amino acids)
Biological process (GO): translation
Cellular component (GO): ribosome
Molecular function (GO): structural constituent of ribosome
Source: RefSeq, a predicted model, not a curated record